AUCUCGCGAUGUUCGUUUUCCGACGUGAGCUACAAAAUGUCGGGCAUGUUCAAGAAGCCAAAACGGAAUUUUAGAAAAAAAUUGUCUGAAAAUAAUUCAGAUGAAGAGAAUGGGGACUCUUUUCCGAAGAAAAAAGAAUGCAUCCCUUUCCUGGAAGAUGUCGACGAGAUGGCAAUCGAUAAACCCAUAGAAGUUGAACAGAAAAAUGAAGUAAAUAAUGUAAAAAAAGUGAAGAAAAAGAAAGGCGCCAAGGAAAAAUCGAUCACAGCUCCGACUGUACUCAGUUUUGACCAUGACGAAGAUGCGGAUACUGAAUUUUUUAAAGUAAAGAAAUCUACUCAAAGUCGUAGAUUAGCGAAGCAACUGAAGAAAGAGAAGAUUGUUGAAAAGGAUGAUAAGGAGAUUAAUCAAGGUUCAACGAGAAAAGAUCGCGACUCUGAGCAAGACAUUAAGGAUAAAAGCAAGGAUAAAGCGGACGAAAAAUUAAAGCAACUAAGGGAAGAGUUACGUACCAUGAAUGGUGAUGAUGCAGAGAAUUUAGAAGGUAGCGACGACGAAGAUGAACAACAUACAUUUAGAGCCAUGUUAGCUCGAGGUGAAAUUCCUGAUGCUAAAACUAUUCACAUGAUUCGUAAACAACGACAACAGGCAAGAAACGAUGAUUUUUUACCUCUAGAAGAGUCCGAACAAGCUGCACAGAAAAAAAAAGAAUCCAGGCUAGUCAGGGAUGAUGAACAUGAUCGAAGUGAUGAUGAAGAAGAAGAAAGGGUUGAUUUUACCAUCAAUAAUGCUGAUCGAGAACGUCAGAGAAUGAGAGAUGAUUUCUUAGCAGCUGAACAUGGAAGUGAUGAAGAAAGUGACCACGAACGAGAAUGGGAAGCACAGCAGAUCAGAAAAGCAGCGUUGAUGCCUGGUCAAGAAGCGCUAACUUACGAACAGAAUAGUUCUAACUCCGUUCCUGAACCCAUAAUUAACUAUAACAUGAAUAAUUUAAAUAGUGUUGCCACGGGUAACGUGGUUCCAUUGACCAAUCAGUUUAAACCAUUUGCAUCUUUAAUGAGGGGGAAGGACUCGUCCAAUAUCACGAUCGAAUCAAUCAGAAAGAGGCUACAGGAGAGAAUGAAUGAAUUGGAUACUGUCUAUCGAACCCACAAGUUGGAAUUAGACCGUUUGGUUCACGAUGUCGAGGAUACGGAGAAGGAAAUGGAAGAGUGCACGGAAAAGGUUCCGGUGUUGGAGAAACAGUACAAGUUUUUCCAGGAAAUGAGGGGGUAUGUUCGCGACUUGGUCGAAUGUCUUAAUGAAAAGGUUCCUACAAUCAACAGUUUUGAAACCAGAAUGAACAACAUCCUCCGUCAACGUGCUGAUAUACUUUUACAGAGACGACAGCAAGAUGUCAGAGAUCAGUGUCAAGAUUAUAUGACAAAUAAGAAACAUCAGGUUGUCAUGGAAACACAAGAAGAACAUUCUCGUCAACGUAGAGUUGCUGAAAGAGAAGCAAGACGGUCACGAAGACGAAGAGCCAGAGAAUCGAAGAAUAUAUUUGGACACCACGAUGGUCUGUCGUCAGACGACGAAGAAAAUCAAUCUGAAAUUUCUAAAUUCGUGGUUGAGAAAGAUGAUAUUAUAAAAGGUACAGAAAGAUUAUUUGAAGAUACGAUCGAUGACUACAGUAAACUGGACAGUGUUAGAAAACAAUUUGAGAAAUGGAAGUUUCGUUAUGAAGAUAAUUAUCGUGAAGCUUAUAUCGGACUGUGUAUACCGAAGCUUGUUAAUCCUUUUAUACGACUAGCUUUGGUUGAUUGGAAUCCUCUUAAGAUUUCUGUAGAUUUUGAAGAAAUGGAGUGGUAUAAUUCGUUAAUAUUAUUUGGUUGCCGUGGUGAAGACGAUAUUACACCAGAUCGUUCAGAUGAAGAUACCAGAAUAAUACCAUCCGUUAUAGAUAAAAUUAUAUUACCUAAAAUAACUUAUUUAUGUCAGCAUGUUUGGGAUCCGAUGUCGACCACACAGACGUCCCGAUUGGUCAACCUGGUACAGAAACUCGUCAAUGAUUAUCCCACUGUUAACGCUAAUAAUAAAAACACACAGUCUUUAUUGAAAGCUAUAGCAGAUAGAAUGAAGAAAUCACUGGAUGAUGAUGUCUUCAUGCCUCUAUAUCCAAAAUCAGUGCUAGAAAAUAGAUCAUCGGGUCCAACCGUUUUCUUUCAUCGUCAACUAUGGUCGUGUAUAAAGUUACUGGGUAAUAUAUUAUCAUGGCAGGGUAUUUUAUCAUCAAGUGUGUUACAACAUCUGUCAUUGGACGGUUUAUUAAACAGAUAUAUCGUACUUGGUCUCUACUCUUCUUGUUUAACUAAAGAAGCUCUCGAAAAAUCACAAGCUAUUAUUUCCACGUUCCCUAAAGAAUGGUUUAUUGACCUGGAAGAAGAUAAAACUUUACCCAAGUUGGAGAAUCUAUGUCGAUAUCUAUUACAAGUUGCUGAUCAGCUUCACAAGAGUAGUAUAAUGGUUAAAGAUAGCGAAAGGCUGGAAAAUAGGAAUUAUAUUAAACAAAUCAGUAAAUUUUUAAUAUUAAUCCACGCCACAGAUCACGCCAUAUUUCUUUCUAACACAUACAGUUUCAAGAUCGGAAAAGUUUAAUCUAACACAGGUUCAAGAUUGGAAAAGUUUAAUCUAACACAGGUUCAAGAUUGGAAAAGUUUAAUCUAACACAGGUUCAAGAUUGGAAAAGUUUAACUUCUCUAACACAUACAGUUUCAAUUUAACUAUAAUUUUACAGAGUUUUACAUUGUGAUGUGAGUUCUAUGACCUGGUCUGGAAAUACAGAGUUUUAUUUCUACCAAAUUAUCAGACAAAUAAACAAGUACUUGAUGGUUUGAACUCUAGAUAUAUUUGUGAUGUGAAUUCCAUGAGGUGGUCUGGAAAUUUUCUGAUGAUUUGAACUUAAAAAAAUUUGUACUGGACAUGGUAUUAAAAAUAAACAUAAAACUACAUUGAAUGAAGACAAAUAUGUGCAGGACUUAUUGACAAACACCAGAGGAAUUUUGCCGGACCAAACUUCAAUACUGUGUAUUUCUAGGGCCGGCUUGGAGCAGAUUGGAUUAAUUGUGUGCUGAGAUAAUUUUCUCUAGUCUUAUCAAUCAAAAUUUCUUUUGUACAUUUUUAAUAAUGAAGAAGACUGAGACCAGAGGAAUUUUGCGGAACCAAACUUCCAAUAUUGUGUAUUUCUAGGACUUGUUUGAAGCCGAUGAGACGAAUUGUUUUCAUGUUUUAGCAACAAUAGGGUAAUCUACUUUAUAUCAAUCUAAACUUCUCUUGUAUAUUUUUAGUAAGAAGUAGUCAUUUCUCGUUAUUGGUGAUGUAAUUCGGAUGGGAUGAAAAAAUGUGUAAUUUAUUAAAAGAAUAUUAAAUAUCCCCAGACGGUUGUAAAUCAAAUUAACUAGAGGCUAUAAAACAUUGUUUUCACACAUC
This is a messenger RNA of Patella vulgata (common limpet), 3468 nucleotides long. RefSeq names its product PAX3- and PAX7-binding protein 1-like. Gene Ontology annotation, biological process: mRNA splicing, via spliceosome. The transcript is spliced from 18 exons. Gene Ontology annotation, cellular component: nucleus. The record is from RefSeq and is a predicted model, not a curated record. Bases 37 to 2637 code for a protein of 866 amino acids. Lineage: Eukaryota; Metazoa; Mollusca; Gastropoda; Patellidae. Gene Ontology annotation, molecular function: DNA binding.